Molecule: messenger RNA, 438 nt
Organism: Laccaria bicolor S238N-H82
Lineage: Eukaryota; Fungi; Basidiomycota; Agaricomycetes; Agaricales; Hydnangiaceae
Exons: 2
Coding region: 1-438 (145 amino acids)
Source: RefSeq, a predicted model, not a curated record
AUGACGCAGCAGCCACCUUCGCAAACCUCACUGUUCCACCUUCGUCACGCCCCACUGUUGCGGGUGUUCAUGCCCUCUAUUGAGAGUGACUGGCUUCCGAAUCCCAGGGGUCACAUGCACUCGGUCAAUAAUCUGAUCCUACACAUCAAUAUUAGUCCUUGGGGAGAGGGGAUUGCUGCAAAUUUGCUGCUGCUGCGAGAUCAGAUCAGAACUGAGACCUGCAUAUCGUUCGGACUCUUAUCGGCUGAUGAGGCCCUCGCGCAUACCACAAGAUGCCUAUUUUCCACGAAUACACAUCCCUGGUAUGGCACUAUUGUUGUGGAGAUGGAGGGGACAAAUGAAGCUCUGGCCGUCCUCCAAGAAUGGUGUGGUCCUGGUGUAUUUCCAUCUUGCCCAGGUUGUAAUGCACAUCGCCCCCUGCUUGGUUUGAGAAUAUGA